This is a messenger RNA of Microplitis mediator, 975 nucleotides long. RefSeq names its product probable alpha-ketoglutarate-dependent hypophosphite dioxygenase. The coding region runs from base 89 to 910 and encodes 273 amino acids. Gene Ontology annotation, molecular function: phytanoyl-CoA dioxygenase activity. The record is from RefSeq and is a predicted model, not a curated record. NCBI's taxonomy places the organism in Eukaryota, Metazoa, Arthropoda, Insecta, Hymenoptera, Braconidae. The transcript has 2 exons. Gene Ontology annotation, biological process: fatty acid alpha-oxidation.
GAUCAUCUCAGCUCUGAUCAGUAACUCAACUUGCAGUGAAUUUGUAAUAAACAAUUUUGUCAGUGCGAUUAAUGCUUGAUAAUUAAAAAUGAGUAAACUAAAGUUUGUAACUCCGGAGCAGAAGAAGUGCUGGCAAGACAAUGGAUUCGUUAAACUUACGAAUGUAUUUACGGAAAAAGAAAUCGAAGAAUUUUCUUCUGAGUACGAUGAACUAUUCGAACGUAAGAGACGCGAAGAUAUGGAAGGUUUGGAAUCAGCUUGGGCUGGAAAUGACAUGAAAAAUUUAUCUGGCAAUAGAAAUGUCACAGUAAAGUCUAUUCAUAAUCUUCAAAUGCACAGCGCAGUCUUUACACGAGUGAUAAUGAAUUCUAAUUUACUGGACGCAAUGGAAGACAUCAUGGAAACUAAGGACAUUGUUCUGCAUCAUACCAAAGCUCAUAUCAAACCACCGGAAAAGGGAGCGCCUUAUUUGAUGCAUCAAGACUACCCGUAUUUCCCGCACAAGAAACACACGAUGCUGGCGAUCUUCAUUCAUCUUGACGAUACCACUCCGGAAAACGGCGGACUGGCCAUUUAUCCUGGCAGCCAUAAGCUGGGACCACUGCCACCGCACAAAGUAAUUGAUGAAAAAAAUGAAGCCUAUCACUACGUUGAUCCCGAGCGCUUUCCUCUGUCCAAGGCCACGCCAGUUAGUGCGAAAAAAGGAGAAAUUAUUGUUUUUACUUAUUUGACUCUUCAUGGAUCGUAUCUGAACCUUUCUGACAGACCUAGACGUAUGUUUUUAAUGCAAUUGCGUGCCGCUGAUGAUGAACCUACUGAAGACACUCAUAAAUCUCCGUGUCAGGAACUUGUUUUGCGAGGUAGAAAUAUAUAUCGUAAAGCCAACAUGGCUACUAGAUUUUCUCACUAAUUUUGGUUUAAAUGUAAAAGAUUAUUUUUGAUAAAUCAAAGAAUUUAAAAAUUUUUUCGUCAUAA